CUAGAAACUCAUGGCUACAUUCGCAUUAUCCCAGCCAACAAGCCACUUCAAUACAAUAUAUAUCCAUAACGCCUGGCACGAUCGAUCGAUACCCAACCUCACCAACCAUGCCACGCCUCCACGCCCCCUCGACCCUCCUCUCCCUCCUCCCCCUCCUCCUCCUCCUCACCACCCCCGCCCUCAGUGCCUCCAAGCCCUCAAACGCCAUCCUCCUCUCGGACGUACAAUCCCUAACCCUCCGCGGCAGCGGCGCGCAAACCGCUCACCGCCGCCUGCCCUCCGUCCCCCAACUGCGCUGCGUAUCCUCUCCCGCCAUCUGCAAGCUGCACGAGAUCGACGUGAUGCGCUGCACGAACCAGGGCUCCGCCUACGACGCCGAGGACGUGCAGUGGUCGUGCGCCGCCUCCUUGCCGCCCGAGCUCAAGCUCGGCAGCACCGACGUCGCCUGCGAGGGGUACUCCCGCCCCGACGACGCAUACGUGCUGAAGGGCAGCUGCGGCGUCGAGUACCGCCUCGUGCUCACCGAGCACGGCGAGCAGAAGUUCCCCGAACUAGCCAAUGGCGGCGGCGGCGGCGGUGGUGGGUGGUGGGGGUCGGGCAGCAGUAGUAGUGGCGACGCUGGCAAGGACGAAGAAAAAUCAGGCCCCGCUGCCAUACUCUUCGGCAUCAUAUUCGCCCUUGUUUGCUGCUGGAUCGUGUACAGCGCGUGUAUUGCCGCCAAUGAUAAUAGACGCCCUGGUGCAGCGCGUAGACCGGGUAAUAAUAACUGGUUUGGAGGCGGAGGCGGCGGCGGCGGCGGUGGAUUCAAUCCUGGGUUCGGGCCAGGGGGAGGAGGUGGUGGUUGGGAUGAUCCUCCGCCGCCGUAUUCGAAAUCUACAACAGCGCAAAGUCAAGGUUGGCGGCCUGGGUUUUGGUCCGGCAUGGCGGGGGGCGCAGCCGCUGGGUACGCGGCAGCGGCAAGCCGAGGCAACAACCGACAAGAAACACAUAGUUCCGGCUCCGGCUGGGGAGCAGGUCCCUCCAGCUCACCGUCUUUUAGCAGAUCAAAUUCCCAGUCGACAUCCUCUGCGAGAUACGAGAGCACCGGGUUUGGUUCAACAAGCCGUAGAUAGCUUGAGAAGGAUUCAAAUACGUAGUUACUAUUAGGGUAUGAAUGGAUUUUUACAAAGCA
Hypoxylon fragiforme is the source of this 1171-nucleotide messenger RNA. RefSeq lists its product as uncharacterized. The transcript is spliced from 2 exons. Gene Ontology annotation, cellular component: endoplasmic reticulum membrane. Gene Ontology annotation, biological process: regulation of store-operated calcium entry. The record is from RefSeq and is a predicted model, not a curated record. NCBI's taxonomy places the organism in Eukaryota, Fungi, Ascomycota, Sordariomycetes, Xylariales, Hypoxylaceae. The coding region runs from base 108 to 1112 and encodes 334 amino acids.